UGCUGAAUCAAAACAAUGGCCGACUGGCGCUAGCUAACGUUACGUUACAAAAAAAACAAACAUGAAUGCUAGUUUCAACUGUAGUUAAACAGGUGCGCAUUGUUUUUUAAAGACGAUGUCAGUGUUAUGAGCAAAUUAUUCACUAGGUGUACUUUACGAGCAAGAAGCUAGCUGUUUGCGGCCUGCUUUGAGCGUCGCCAUGAGUGAUGUUGUCGAGAAGACUCUGUCUGCUCUCCCGAGCCUCCUUUCGCUAGAUACGCAGGCAGGAGCUGGGAAACUUUCUCCCUCCUCCAAAUUAGGGAAUCUGAUCAAAGGAAUCACCGAAUUGACAUCCAAACAUGAGGAGGAAAAACUUAUUAAAAAGGAACUGGAGUCUAUCAAGGAGCAGGUAGCGUCUCCCAACACCACCAUGCGUCAGAUGAAGGAAAUAAUGGUGAGAGCCAUCUACUGUGAGAUGCUGGGUUACCAGGCGUCCUUCAGUUACAUUCACGCCAUCAAGCUGGCCCAGCAGGGCAGUGUCCUGGAGAAGAGAGUGGGUUACCUCGCUGUAUCCUUGUUCCUUAAUGAAACCGAUGAGUUUCUGCUACUCCUGGUGAACACAGUCCUAAAGGAUCUGCAGAGUACCAACCUGAUCGAGGUGUGCAUGGCUCUAACUGUCGUCAGUCAGAUGUUUCCCAAAGAUAUGAUACCUGCCAUUCUACCGGUGGUGGAGGAGAAACUCACACAUCCAAAGGAGAUCAUCCGGAGGAAAGCAGUCCUGGCUCUGUACAAGUUCUACCUGAUCGCACCUAACCAGGUGCAACACAUCCACAGCAAGUUUAGGAAGGCCCUGUGUGACAAAGACCCCGGAGUCAUGACAGCCUCUCUACACAUCUACCUACAGCUCAUCAAGGAGAACCCAGAGAGUUAUAAGGAUCUGACCGGGAGCAUGGUGACCAUCCUGAGGCAGGUGGUUGGAGGUAAACUCCCUCUGGACUUCAACUAUCACAGUGUUCCUGCUCCCUGGCUUCAGAUACAGCUGCUCAGGAUACUGGCCUACCUGGGGAAGGAAGACCAGGGCACUAGUGAGAUGAUGUAUGAUGUACUGGAGGAGUCGUUAAGAAGAGCAGAGAUGAAUCACAACAUUACUUACGCCAUUUUAUUUGAAUGUGUGAAGACCAUCUAUACAGUUCAUCCAAAGUCACAACUGUUGGAGAAAGCAGCAGAAUGUAUCGGGAACUUUGUCCUAUCGCCUAAGAUCAACCUCAAAUAUCUGGGUCUGAAGGCUCUGACGUACGUGGUGCAGCAGGAUGCUAACCUGGCCCUGCCUCACCAGAUGACCAUCAUAGAGUGUCUGGACCACUCUGAUGUCAUCAUUAAGCGCGAGACACUAGAGUUACUCUUCCGCAUCACCAAUGCCCAGAACGUUACAGUGAUCGUCGAGAAGAUGCUUGAGUUCCUCAGGCUGACCUGUGACGACUACAGCACUAUAGACCUCGUGGGGAAAGUAGCAGAACUAGCUGAAAAGUAUGCCCCAGACAAUGUCUGGUUCAUCCAGACUAUGAACUCUGUGUUCUCUCUGGGGGGAGACGUGAUGCAGCCUGACAUCCCUAACAACUUCCUGAGACUACUGGCUGAAGGUGUUGAUAAUGUGGAGGACAGGCAGCUGAGGCUAUUUGCUGUGGACUCCUACGUGUCCUUACUACAGGGGGAGACGGCCAAGCUGCCCCAACGCUUCCUACAGGUCAUCAGCUGGGUGCUGGGUGAGUAUUCCUACCUGAGAGAGGAGGAAUCAGACCCGGGCAGCGUGAUGAGACUGCUGGCCAGACUACUGGACCAGAGACACACCUCCACUGAGACCAGGAGCUGGGUACUGGGGGCCAUGACCAAGCUGUGCUCCAGCCCAGUGUCUGUGGCCCUGGCCAGGGAUGUGUGUGAGAGGUACUCUGGGUCUCUGAAUACGGUGCUCCGGCAAAAGGCCCAGGAACUGAUGAUCCUUAGCCAGGAUACAAAGCUCAGAGCCAGGGUACUGCCAGCCGAGAGCAGGCUAGAAAGCCUGGAGGUAGACUCGUCCCUGUCCUUCCUGGAUGGCUAUGUGUCGGAGGCGUUGGCUGCUGGGGCAGCUCCUUACAAAUCUCCUCAUCAGAGGCAGGAGGACCUGGUCCAGGAGAAAGCUCUGAGCCUGGAGCCCUAUGGUCUGUCCCUGCCGGUCAGUCUGUCGUCCUGCAGCAUCACAGACAGACUGUCUCCUACUCUGCUCUCCAUGAGCUCCGGCCUGUCUGGAAACAGCACUGAGCUAUCUCACCAAGAAGGCUCUACCACUCUGAAGUUGGAGGGGGUGAAGAGGGUGUGGGGGAAGGACGGGUACCUGGCCCAGCAGCAGAGUGCAUGUGAGACCCCAACCCCCCUAGUGGAGCUGCCCAGUCCCCUGCUGUCCCCUCAGACCCCACCCUCCCAGACACAGAAACCCUCCUCUGGACUUGAGCCUGACCAGGAGAAACGGCAGCUGGCCUCGUCGCUCUUUGUUGGCCUGGGGUCCCACAACUCUGUGUGUCUGAUGGGCCGAGUCGAGACGGCGCCCCGACACUUCAGAAGGAAACCCAGAGGGGAGUCAUCAUCAGGCGCCAGCGAAGGCUCCUCUGACUCCUCCCACUCGUCUCGCAGCGCUGCCGUUGACAACCUUCUGCUUAGCAACCUACUGGACUCGACCACUGUGGCCUCAGAGGGGGGUGCUGCUAGCACUACCACACCUCAACAGACCUCCCAGAGAACACUGGACCAUACCACUAGCAACGGUAACCCCCUUGUAGAGGGGACGGAGCAGAGAGUAGAGGCAGGAGGACCUCUCUCUCUGAUCAGGGGAAAUGGCAUGGUGGCUGUUGUACCGCCCACACACACACAGACAGACCCACAAACACAACAAGAUCUACACCCAGCUCCAGCACUAGAGAGACGCAGGGACCUCUCUCUCACCUCCCACCUGCCAGCAGAGCUCUCUGGGCUGGCCCGCUCUGAGUUCACCCCCCUCUGCUCGGACCAGGACUCUAGCCUGGCUCUGUCAGCCUGUAGAGUGUAUAAAGAGGAUGCCUUAGUGUUGCUGGUCUUCAUUUCCAACAACAAUGACUCAGCGCUCCACCAGAUGGCGCUGCAGCUCACCUGCAAAGAACUGGAGAUCUCCUGUAUCUCAGGUAGUCCGUUGAAGGAGGUUAAGGGUCACAGUGUGUCGGUUUGUCUGCACACUGUUGUCAUGAAGAGAGCCUCAGUCCAGGUGGAGCUGGCUGGGUUACUGUCCUACCAGAGACCCCUGGGCCAGCCCCAGGCAGCACAGUUCUCACUGAGCCUCUCUCUGAAACACUUCCUCAGGCCGUUGACUGUGUCCACAGGGGAUUAUGGGAAAAUGUGGUUGUCUUUCUCUCAUGACUUGAAGCAGAACCUUCGACUGGUAACAACAGAACACCAAGAACCUCUGACGGCCACACUGGACGCGCUGAAGGGCAAACUACACCUCCACGUUGUCGACAUCAUAGGGUCGGAGGGCAUCGUGGCGUGCCGGCUGCUUCAGGGUCCAGGUCAGGGUCAGCCAUGUCUGCUUCACUGUCGUGUCCACGCUGACUCUCUGGCCGUGUGGCUGCGCUCCCCUGUCCCUGAGCUGCCUGACUCCCUCCUCUACCACUGUCAGAAAGCCCUGACGGAGACCUGAGCCGGGGGGCCGUGUCUCAUUCCAGGGAGCCGGGGGGCCGUGUCUCAUUCCAGGAAGUUGUUCCCUUCCUUCCUUCUGCCUUCCUUCACCUCACUGAUCAUUUUUUUAAAAGUUAUAUGGCAGCGACUAAGGAUGCGCUUAGACAGGCAGCCCGAUUCUGAUUUAAAAAAAAUCACUAAUUGGUCUAAUCCAAUCAGCUCUGAAGAUCUGAUGUGAUUGAUUGGUCAAAAGACCAAUUAGUGGAGAGAAGAAAAAAAGAGAAUUGGACUGCCUGUCUUUGGUUUACACCUGACCAGUUGUUUGUCUCAUCGGUAAAGGAGAGUCGACAAGGACGAAGGGGAGGAAACCACUUUAUGGAAUGAAGUGCAGCCCUGCGCUCACAGGCCCCAAGCACCCUAACCCUAAGCACUGAGGGGCCCAACGGAAGUACAUAGAAUCUCCUCAUUGAAUCAAAUCACACAGAGACAUACAGUGGAAAGCAGCUGAUGUUAUGUGUCCUUGUCUUUGCAGUACAGCGUUUGCUAUAUAUUUUUCUCAACAGUGAUUUCACGUGGUUUUAUUUUUAUGCUCAUGUAUUUAAUGCGUUUUUAACGGGAACAUCUAAUUGUUCUUAUCGCGUCACAUAGCUCUUUGUGAAAACGUGAGCUGUGAACCUCAGAACGAACUCGAAGGAAAGCGUGUUCUGUAUUAGUUCAGUGGUCUCUCAGUUCUACCAGCUUUGACUUGACUUAAUAAGCUUCACUAUCUGUGUGAGAAGGAAGCCCAGGAAGCCCAGGAAGCCCAGGAGUCAUUGGAUUCUUGGCCAUGUUUCUCAUUUGAUCUUUUACCUGAUCAUUGGUCUUAUUGGUCUCCUUGACUGUUUCCCUCACUCCCUCCUCUCGCUCUCUUCCUCCUCUCUCUCUUUCUCCUCUCGCUCUCUUCCUCCUCUCUCCCGCUCUCUUCCUCCUUUCUCCCUCCUCUCUCCCUCCUCUCUUCCUCCUUUCUCCCUCCUCUCUUCCUCCUUUCUCCCUCCUCUCUUCCUCCUUUCUCCUCCUCUCUUCCUCCUUUCUCCCCCCUCUCUUCCUCCUCUCUCUCCUCCUUUCUCCCUCCUCUCUUCCUCCUUUCUCCCUCCUCUCUUCCUCCUUUCUCCCUCCUCUCUUCCUCCUUUCUCCCUCCUCUCUUCCUCCUUUCUCCUCUCUCUCUCCUCCUCUCGCUCUCUUCCUCCUCCCUCCUUUCUCCCUCCUCUCUCCCUCCUUUCUCCCUCCUCUCUCCCUCCUUUCUCCCUCCUCUCUCUCUCCUCUCGCCCUCCUCUCUCCCUCCUCUCUCCCUCCUUUCUCCCUCCUUUCUCCCUCCUCUCUCCCUCCUCUCUCCCUCCUCUCUCCCUCCUCUCUCCCUCCUUUCUCCCUCCUUUCUCCCUCCUUUCUCCCUCCUUUCUCCCUCCUCUCUCCCUCCUCUCUCCCUCCUUUCUCCCUCCUCUCUCCCUCCUUUCUCCCUCCUUUCUCCCUCCUCUCUUCCUCCUCUCUUCCUCCUUUCUCCCUCCUCUCUUCCUCCUUUCUCCCUCCUUUCUCCCUCCUCUCUUCCUCCUUUCUCCUCUCGCUCUCUUCCUCCUCUCUCCCUCCUUUCGCUCUCUUCUCUCGCUCUCUCCCUCCUUUCGCUCUCUUCUCUCGCUCUCUCCCUCCUUUCUCCCUCCUCUCUUCCUCCUUUCUCCUCUCUCUCUCCUCUCGCUUUCUUCCUCCUCUCUCCCUCUCUCCUCUCUCCCCCUCUCUUGUAGCUAUGACACUAGUUGAGCCGCUGUCGAAUGGCUCACUAAAGCUUCAGUAAUUAAUUACAUGAUCAAUAUUCAGAAAGGUGUUAUCAAGGCAAAAAUGUUUCAGUUUAACAGUACAUGUUAUACUGAACUGUCAUUGUCCUGCAUGUUACGUUCUCCAGACGCUGCAUCUAAUCUUUCAUGAUCUACUAACAGUAUGCAUUUGAUUGAUUUCCAAUACACAGGCAAGAGCUGAAACCCAGGAGUCAUCGAUGAUUAUAUUUUUAUAACAAUGCAGCAUUUCAAACUUAUUUAUUAGAUAUUCUUAUAGAAUAUAUUUGGUUUAUCUUGUAAAAUACAAGAUAAAAGAGCUUUAAGUCAAAACAUGUUUGCUUCAUGUGUUCCCCUCAGAUAUCAGUUAGUUAGUCUGUUCCACGACACACGUCCUCCUCAUGCUUGCUGUGCGCCAUAACCAGGGGACGAAGUUCAUCUGUUAGUUUUCAAUGAUAUUCAAUGUGUGUUCAGAUGCAAAUUAUUUUUUUUGCCUUUUCAUUUUGUAAAAUCUUGAGUGCUAAAAGUGGAUACAUUUUUCUGUAUGGAACUGAAGAAUUGUACGUAACUUGAAUGCUAACACAAAGAUAACCAACCAAAAACACCUUAUGUUCUGAUGCCAAGGAGACAUGUUCAUGUUGUGCCUGUAGUACAAAGAGACCAGUGUACUUUAGUGCCUGUCUGCAAUUCUGCUUACUUUAGUUAAUAAACCUGACAUUUAACCUUUUACUCGUCUAUUUAGGUAAUCAUUCAUUACUUUGAACAUGCAACACCAGUAGCCAUGUGAAAAGAAGUUGAAGAUUCAAGACUUGUAUAAAGAGUUGUUUGUAUCGUGUACAUAACUACUGUAACCAUUUACUCAGUAAAAUAAGAAUUGUGUAUAAAUAUCUUUGUAAAAACUAGAAAUUGUAAGUGUACAAUAAAACAAGAGUUUAUGCUUCA
Oncorhynchus keta (chum salmon) is the source of this 6398-nucleotide messenger RNA. It is a transcript of the gene ap4e1, whose product is annotated as adaptor related protein complex 4 subunit epsilon 1. Gene Ontology annotation, cellular component: AP-4 adaptor complex; membrane coat. The record is from RefSeq and is a predicted model, not a curated record. Gene Ontology annotation, molecular function: cargo adaptor activity. Gene Ontology annotation, biological process: intracellular protein transport; receptor-mediated endocytosis. Bases 200 to 3679 code for a protein of 1159 amino acids. The transcript is spliced from 22 exons. NCBI's taxonomy places the organism in Eukaryota, Metazoa, Chordata, Actinopteri, Salmoniformes, Salmonidae.